UCCCGGUUUGAGACGUUCUUAAGUCAAUAGCUGGGAGACCAGAAAGCGACCGUCUCCGCCCUUGGAUACGCUCCGGCCGGAGACAACAUCGGAGGAGAUCCUGGAGCGAUUGAACUAGUGAUCCAAGUAACGCCGCAUGGCUGGGAUUAAAGGGGUCGUAAAGGAACCAUUGGACCCAGUCAGUCAGAACAAGAUCUUCACUGAGACGGUCCAGAAAGAGCUGCGAUGCCAGCGCCUGCAUACCGAGUACGCGUUAAACCCGCUCAUGAAAGUUCAUGCCUUAACUGGGAAACCUGCCUCUUGGCAUGAUAACUUAGAGGAACCUGAAGAUGCUAAAUUCCUAAAGCUUAUUCAUCAUGCUGCACUUGAGCCACCCAAGAAAUACACAGAACCACAAUGUGAAAGUCAGGAAAUUGGUUGGUUUUCCACACCGUUGAUCAGUAUCAACCGGAACGAUACUAGGCUGCACUUCCCAAGUCGGAGCACUGAAAUCAGCAGGUACAUGGCUGCUCUCUGGCGCCUGAAGCAGAUGACCAAAAGUAAAUAAGGGCAUAGUAACAUCGCGGGAUCUUACUGUAAAGAUGUUAAACUUUCAUUUAGGAUUUCUGCCCUGCAAGAUUAUCAUCUUGUCAUUGUAAUUGGUUAUUUUAACAAAGGAAGCUGUCUUGCUCUUUGAACUUUUAGCGGUUGCAAUAAACUUGUUCCCAAA
Pantherophis guttatus is the source of this 709-nucleotide messenger RNA. It is a transcript of the gene CFAP144, whose product is annotated as cilia and flagella associated protein 144. Gene Ontology annotation, cellular component: ciliary base. The record is from RefSeq and is a predicted model, not a curated record. Lineage: Eukaryota; Metazoa; Chordata; Lepidosauria; Squamata; Colubridae.